ACAUUAAAGGGAGAUAAUGAUCGACAGUUUUGGCCCUUGGGCAUUUACAUAUUUGAGAACCAAAUGACACAAUUACGUAACCAAAGUGGGAAUGAGAGAUGACAAUCAACAAUGGAAGAAAGAGGGAUAAAUUGCGAAUAAUACAACUUUGAAAAGACUAAUAUUGAAAUUCCUGAUCGUUACAGUUACAUUAUGCAGAUAUAUUGGAAGUACAUACGACAUAAUUAAAUGUCAUAUAUUACCUUCAAAUCAAGUAACUAAAAAGGAAAAUAAAGAAAAACGAUAUAUGUUGUUAGUUUGUGAUUGGAAUCUACGUAUGAGAAAAUAGCAGUAUUAUGAAGCAUCCGGAAUGGAAUUAGCAAUAAUUGGGUGUCAUAGGGAACACAAAGUCCAACCAACUACAAUAAAUUAUUGAUCAUAUAGAAUUAUAGAUUCGACAACAGAGGAAAAGACCGCUAAAAUCUACCAUCUACAAUAAUAGUUUUUAGCUUUUAUGCAAAUUAGAAUAAGAUAGAAAUCUUGAUCUCUAAUCUACAAUAUAAAUGAAAUCCCCUUGUUGAACGUGGCCACCUCUUUUAAGCAAUUCCCCGAAAGAAAAUUCAGAAGGCAGCUUUAUUUACAUUUUCAACACCUCUACUUUAUACCAGAAUAAGUAUCUUCCCAGAAAGGAUUUUGAUUCGUGCCAUGGCUCUUGUUGUCUACUGGUGUAGUAAGAAAGACAGAAAAAGGAAGAAAAAAAAAGACAGGCUUGAUUGGAAAAUAUUGCUCCUGUUGUUGCAGAGAAUAAAAGGGACUAGGUAGAGGGGCCUCAUUUUCCCUCAAAAUUCAAACUUGUCCACUACCAAAGAAAUCCUUAAAAGCUAAUCUUUGACUUUAUCGACCAAAUGUAAUUGCUUCAUUUUGGUUUCACCUCAUAAAUCAAUCCUUAUGCCUCAAUUCCAAUUAGUUGUAUCAACUUUAUGAUUCAUCUAUAUCUAUUCAUUCAAAAAUGAUUCGUCGUAAUUAGAUUAUUUUUACGUUGUCAAUCAACCUACUGUAUCCACGACUAAUUUAACUUGAUAAGCCAAGAGAAAUUCUCUGUAGCCAGGCAUCCGACCAAGCAUAAAUAUAUGAGCUAGCUCACACUCAACUCUUAAGGUUCUUCAGAAUUUCACUUUUGGAACCAAACAAAAACAUGAUGAAGAACAACAACAUAAAGCCCCUGAGGGGAUCAGGGACAUCUCUAGUAGCAAUGAAAAGAUUCAAUAAUACCUCUUCGUUCUCGUUGACACAAGCUCCACUCUCAGCUGCCUCUGCUCAUUCCUCGGCUGCAAAGACCAAGGGUGGUAACCAGCCAUCUCCCACUCCAACCUACAUAGAGUUCCCAACAUCGCCCCAGCCACCUGAUGAUCACGACGGGAUUCAUGCUAAUCACAAUGGAACCAUUGUUCAUCAUACUCACUCAAAGCACCCACUUGCUGAGAUUACUCUCUCGGAACUAUUUACUUGCUCCGGUUGCAGGGAGUUUGGCGCUGGCCGUAGGUAUGCAUGCCAAGAUUGUGAUUUUCAGCUUCAUCACUUUUGUGCCUUAUCUCCACCCUCUCUUAAGGCUCAUCCUUUCCAUGGCCAACACCAACUCGUCUUCCAUGCUAAACCUAAACAAGUUAAAGCUGGAAUAACGUGGCCAAGGUGUGAUGUCUGCGGCAAAUCCACCAAAGGGUUCACAUUUAGAUGCAGAGUCAACUCCUGCAAUUUCCAAAUGCAUCCCUGUUGUGCCAUGCUUUCCACCGAGGUUAAACUUCCCAUUCACCCACACCCACUUAAAGUCUUACCACCAGGAAAUGCUUUAUCAGGUGGUAAUGAUCAAUCAGGAAUGGUCUGCAGUGCAUGCAAGAAGAAAAGAUCAUCAGGUCGAGUGUACAGCUGCACAGUCUGUGACUACCAUCUUCAUGCAAUGUGUGCUAAAUCCAUGAUCAACGGCCUCCAAGAAUAUGGAAUCAAGCCUCCUGAAAAGCCCAAUGUGCUUGGGACUGCUGCUCGUCUUGCUUCUCAAGUUUUUAUUGAAUUUAUUGGAGGUCUUAUUGAAGGAUUAGGAGAAGGCGUCGGAGAAGCUCUGGUUCAGAACAUCGGGAGAGGAAGGAGAAGCACUAGCAGAAGAAGGAUUGCAUGAAGGAUGCAUAGGGAGCCCCCUUAUCUCCCAACUAAUAUUUCCAAACCCCUUCCCCCUUUCCCAUUUUCUUUCACUCUCAAGAAAGUGGGAAAAAUGCUAAUUAAAAAUUCCUUAAUAUUCUUCUUAAAGGACUUGAAAACAAUAAUUCAUUAAAUUGUUUAGUAAGUUAACUUAUUGAAACUUUCAAGUGAUACAGAAUGAGCAAAUUUCUACAUAUUACAAAAAAGGAUGCGUGCCACACAUGUAAAAGAAGUAUAUUUUCUUCCCUAUCAUUUACAUCACAUCAUAAACAGAAGCUAUAUGGUUAAUUCCAGAACUUGAGUCUUUUCUACACCCCAUUACAAACAAGAUCAUAUAAGGUUAAUUGUGCUGGAUACAGACAACCUCGAAUACUCUUCUGGUGCAAAAUGUUUUUACCUUUUCAAUGUACGAUGUUAUUUUUAGAAGAUAGUUUAGAUAAACUAGGGAGCUCAUGUAUUACAGUGUUACAAUACAAAUAAGACAAAA
Molecule: messenger RNA, 2656 nt
Organism: Nicotiana attenuata
Lineage: Eukaryota; Viridiplantae; Streptophyta; Magnoliopsida; Solanales; Solanaceae
Exons: 2
Coding region: 1175-2149 (324 amino acids)
Source: RefSeq, a predicted model, not a curated record